Messenger RNA from Cariama cristata (Red-legged seriema), 825 nucleotides. It is a transcript of the gene RNLS, whose product is annotated as renalase, FAD-dependent amine oxidase. The coding region runs from base 1 to 717 and encodes 238 amino acids. Gene Ontology annotation, molecular function: oxidoreductase activity, acting on NAD(P)H. The transcript has 4 exons. Lineage: Eukaryota; Metazoa; Chordata; Aves; Cariamiformes; Cariamidae. Gene Ontology annotation, cellular component: extracellular region. The record is from RefSeq and is a predicted model, not a curated record.
AUGGUGGGGAUGUCCAGCCUAACACUGCUCACAGCAGGCCUGACACCACAGCUGCAGCGAGCUGUUCAGGGCCAUGUCCGAGUGAGUCGGGGUGGUCCCCAGGAAUGCAUACCCCCUUUAGUGGACCACAUUAGUGACCCUGCACAGGACUUCCUCCAGUUUGUUGUUACCUCCCUUCUACUGGAGGGCACAACAAACUUUAUGGCGUGUCCAGUAAUUAAUGAAAGUCAAAAGCAGCAACUGGAAUCUGCGAGCUACUCCUCCCGCUAUGCUCUGGGACUUUUUUAUGAAGCUGGUACAUGGAUUGAUGUCCCCUGGGCUGCACAGUACAUCACCGAUAAUCCCUGCAUACGCUUCAUCUCCAUCGAUAAUAAGAAACGCAAUAUAGAGUCUCCUGAAAUUGGGCCCUCAGUUGUAGUUCACACAACUGUGGCAUUUGGAAGCGAGCACCUAGAUUCAGACCCUGCAGAGGUGCAGCAGUUAAUUCUCAGUCACCUGGAGAGGAUUGUGCCAUCCCUACCUAAACCAGCCAGCGUCAAGUGUCAGAAAUGGAGAUACUCUCAGGUUACAAAAGCUGUGCCCAAUUGUUUGGGACAAAUGAUUCUUCAUACUCAACCUCUCCUGAUUUGUGGAGGCGAUGGAUUUACUCAUUCCAACUUUGAUGGCUGCAUAGAUUCUGCUAUGAGUCUUGCAGAGGCUGUGAAGUCUCAUUUAUAGCAAUUUCAAAGUUGACUGCUAAACUUAGUCUAGAUUUAUGAUGAAUUUUACUAUGAUGGAUCGAUUUCUAGUUUAGUGUUUACAUUGCUGGCCUCUAUCUUGCAAAAA